GAAGGAUGACUUUGACUGUGUCGACGGACCUCUCAGUGAACACUAGCCCAACUCAGGUAGAGGAAAAACUGGAAGACAAACAAAAAGCUCUGAGGGAAAGCAUCGAGAAGGGGGAGCCCAAAAUAUUCGGGGUCGCCCAGAUAGUAAUUGGACUGAUGAUCAUCUCUUAUUCUCUUCCUCUGCUCUCCUGUGAGAGGACAAUUACACUUAACUUUGGCGUGCCGUGGUGGAGUGGCCUUAUGUUUGUCAUUUCAGGCGCAACUGCAAUAGCAUUGGAAAAACAUGCCAACUUGAAAGCAGUCUCUGUUUGUUUGGCGAUCUCUUCUGUGACCAUUAUCAUCUCAGUUAUUGCACUUAUCCUAUACUAUGCUGAUGUUGCUCUCAAUUCGGCAACCAAAUGCAAUGAGCGACAACACCAGACAUGUGACAACCAGUACUUUGCCACUCAUUUCAGCAUGGGAUUGAAGACAACCAUCUCCAUGGUCUGUAUGGUCCAGACAGCAAUGUCCUCUGCUUUUACAGCUAUUCUGUAUAAUCAGAAGAAGAAAUUUACAGGUUAUGGGACCAUAGCUGAAUCACAUCCUGCAUAAUCCCAGGACAUUUCUGGAUUUAAAUCAGAGGUCCACUAUCCACUUCAUAUAGCCUUAAUGUCUGUUUUCUUGUUGUAUUGUACAAGUGUUGUUGUAUUUACAGUUUAAUGUGAAUUGUAUACUUUUAUAUAAAUAAGCAAUAUAAGCAUGUAAAGAUUGUCCUUUUUUAAAUAAAAAAAAUUUAGUUUACAUUUAAA
Molecule: messenger RNA, 787 nt
Organism: Puntigrus tetrazona (Sumatra barb)
Lineage: Eukaryota; Metazoa; Chordata; Actinopteri; Cypriniformes; Cyprinidae
Gene: tmem176
Product: transmembrane protein 176
Exons: 6
Coding region: 6-590 (194 amino acids)
Cellular component (GO): membrane
Source: RefSeq, a predicted model, not a curated record